CCUCUCUGCGAAGAUGUGCUCCACGAACCCAGGCAACUGGGUCACCUUUGAUGACGACCCCACCUUCCAGUCUUCCCCCAAGCCCAAGAGUCUCCCUCUGGAGGGUGCAGGCGUCUGUCGGCCCAAUGGCCUCAAGCUCAACCUUGCAGGCUCCAGGGAGCUGUCCAGUGGUGCGUCCUCGGCCAGCAGCACCCCGCUGCCCUCGCCUAUCGUGGACUUCUACUUCAGUCCAGGACCCCCGAGUAACUCCCCCCUUUGCACACCCACCCGAGACUUCCCCGGCUUUCCUGGCCUCCCCAAAACGGGGAGUCACACGCUUUAUCCUAUCCCAGAAACGUCCACCAACAGCCCCCUCCCGCCGUCCUCACUGCCUGCCAAGCCCGCGGGAGUGACCCCUGCUCCCUCGCUCGGUGACCACACAGGCCCACACCCCCUUCCUAAGGUGACCCCCGCCGCUGAGGAGACCCCUCCCCAGGCUGAGAGCGAUGCCCCCCAGUUCCAGUAUUUCCGGGAGGACUGUGCGUUUUCCAGUCCGUUUUGGAAAGAAGAAGGCUGUGUGUCUCCGUUUCCCACGGGCACCCCGGGGAGCAGAAAGCACUUAGCAUCAAGAGAGCGAGAGAUGCUCAUGGACCAGAAGAGCCUAAACCAGUGCUCACUCAGCUACAUCUGCGAGAGGCUGGAGAAUCUCCAGUCGGCCGAGAGCCGAGACUCCCUUGGGCAUUUACCCGCGGCGUGUCUGGGUGUCGAGGGCCCGGCUUCUUCCUUCGUCCCCCAGACGCUAUUCCGGAGUCGGCCCCAAGCGGGCUGGUCUUUCAUGCUGAGGAUUCCCGAGAAGAAGAACAUGAUGUCUUCCCGCCAGUGGGGACCGAUUUUUCUCCAAGUCUUACCCGGGGGGAUUUUGCAAAUGUAUUACGAGAAGGGGUUGGAGAAACCAUUCAAAGAGUUCCAGCUGGACCCACAAUGCAGGCUCUCAGAACCCAAAGUGGAAAACUUUAGCGUGGCAGGAAAAAUCCACACGGUGAAGAUCGAGCACGUGUCUUACACGGAGAAACGCAAGUACCACGCGAAGACGGAGCUGGUCCAUGAGCCGGAUGUGGAGCAGAUGCUGAAGUUGGGCUCCCCGGAUUUCCAGGACUUCCUGAGCUUCCUCACCACCGUGGAGGAGGAGCUGGUGAGGAUGCCCGCUGUGGCGAAACCGAGAAAGAACUACGAGGAGCAAGAAAUUUCACUCGAAAUAGUGGACAACUUUUGGGGCAGAAUCACCAAGGAAGAGGGGAAGUGGGUGGAAAGCACCGUGAUCACGCAGAUCUCCUGCCUCUGUUUCGUGAACGGAAACGUGGAUUGCUUUUUGACCUUGAAUGACCUGGAACUGCAGAAGCGAGAUGAACGCUAUUUUGAAAAGGACUCGGAGAAGAAGGGGAUCAGUAUCCUCGACUAUCAUUUUUAUCACUGUGUGAGAGCACAGGAGUUCGAACAGUCCAGGAUCAUCAAGUUUGCCCCCCUGGACGCUUGCCGCUUUGAGCUGAUGCGCUUCAAGACCGAAUACAAUGAGGAAGAGCUCCCCUUCACCCUCAAGUCUGUGGUGGUGGUGCAGGGGGCCUAUGUGGAGCUCCAGGCCUUUGUCACUAUGUCCCCAUCAGCGCAGAGGCAGGUCGGCUCCUUGAGGUCCUGUGACAACAUCCAGAUACGCUUCCCUGUGCCUGCACAGUGGAUCAAGGCCCUCUGGACCAUGAACCUCCAGCGGCAGAGAUCCCUAAAAGCCAAGAUGAAUCGCAGGGCGUGUCUGGGGAACUUCCAGGAGCCGGAAUCCGAGCCUGUCAUCCAGGUCACUGUGGGCUCAGCCAAGUACGAGAGUGCCUACAAGGCGGUGGUGUGGAAGAUUGAGCGACUUCCCGACAAAAAUGCAGGUCCCGAUCAUCCUCAUUCUUUGUCCUACAAACUGGAGCUUGGAUCAGACCAGGAAAUCCCGGGUGACUGGUACCCGUUUGCCACUGUCCAGUUUGUGAUGCUGGACACCUGCGUCUCGGGGACUGAGGUCCGGUCUCUGGGGGUGGAGAGUGAUGUCCAGCCACAGAAACAUGUCCAGCAACGAACUUGCUACAACGUCCAGGUUGAAAUAGAGAAGAAGUGGAUUAAAAUCGAUGGCGAAGACCCAGAAAAAGCGGGUGACUGCGUAACUCAGUAGGGAGCGAGCGGCCUGGCAGGAGAUGCGAUUCCGAAAUGCAGAGUCCUAUUCUUGACCCGUGGGGUGUCCUCAGAGUAGCGGCCUUAGGACUGGCCCGGUGCUCUCUUUCCUGACGGUUAGGCCCGAGACCAAACAAUUGCAUGUUUCUGAUCUGCUCGUACCCAGUGUUUUGAUCUAACUAGCCCAGGCCAGUUUGCCUGAGGUUUUCGCUUGGAACUCAAAGACACUGUUAUUUCUGCAUGUGGCU
Molecule: messenger RNA, 2432 nt
Organism: Sorex fumeus (smoky shrew)
Lineage: Eukaryota; Metazoa; Chordata; Mammalia; Eulipotyphla; Soricidae
Gene: STON1
Product: stonin 1
Exons: 3
Coding region: 14-2185 (723 amino acids)
Biological process (GO): regulation of endocytosis; synaptic vesicle endocytosis; clathrin-dependent endocytosis
Cellular component (GO): AP-2 adaptor complex; synaptic vesicle
Molecular function (GO): clathrin-cargo adaptor activity
Source: RefSeq, a predicted model, not a curated record